Molecule: messenger RNA, 2702 nt
Organism: Bufo gargarizans (Asiatic toad)
Lineage: Eukaryota; Metazoa; Chordata; Amphibia; Anura; Bufonidae
Gene: DPYSL2
Product: dihydropyrimidinase like 2
Exons: 14
Coding region: 142-1860 (572 amino acids)
Cellular component (GO): cytoplasm; cytosol
Molecular function (GO): hydrolase activity, acting on carbon-nitrogen (but not peptide) bonds, in cyclic amides
Source: RefSeq, a predicted model, not a curated record
UGCGCACUGGCCCCUGCUGCAAGUCCUUUAUUGCAGCCCGGGUGUCGGGAGAUCGGGGGCAGCGCAUCCUCAUCCGCCUCCUCCUCAGCUCGGUCCUGUGUCCGCCAGCCCCCGCCCUGCUCCGAGGGGACCGCCGCCAACAUGUCUUACCAGGGCAAGAAGAACAUUCCUCGCAUCACGAGCGACCGUCUCCUGAUAAAAGGGGGUAAAAUCGUCAAUGAUGACCAGUCAUUCCAUGCUGACAUUUACAUGGAGGAUGGGCUCAUUAAGCAGAUUGGUGAAAAUCUCAUUGUGCCAGGUGGUGUGAAGACCAUCGAGGCUCACGGCAGGAUGGUAAUACCCGGGGGCAUUGAUGUCCACACCUGCUUUCAGAAACCAUGCAACGGAAUGGUGUCUGCUGAUGACUUCUUCCAGGGAACCAAAGCAGCUUUGGCUGGUGGCACCACCAUGAUCAUUGACCACGUGGUGUCGGAGCCCGGGACCAGCCUGGUUAGCUCUUUUGACCAGUGGCGAGAGUGGGCGGACAGCAAGACCUGCUGUGACUACUCCCUGCACGUGGACAUCACUGAGUGGCACAAGGGCGUCCAGGAGGAAAUGGAGGCCCUGGUGAAAGAUCACGGUGUGAACUCCUUCCUAGUGUACAUGGUCUACAAGGAUCAGUACCAGCUCACGGACUCCCAGAUCUACGAGGUGUUCGGUGUGAUCCGGGACAUCGGCGCCAUUGGUCAAGUCCACGCUGAGAACGGUGAUGUUAUAGCGGAGGAACAACUGAGGGUCUUAGAACAAGGAAUCACCGGCCCCGAGGGACAUGUCUUGAGCAGACCAGAAGAAGUGGAGGCCGAGGCUGUCAAUCGCUCCAUCACCAUCGCCAACCAGACCAACUGCCCGCUCUACAUCACCAAGGUGAUGAGCAAAAGCUCAGCUGAAGUGAUCGCACAGUCCAGGAAAAAAGGUGCGGUUGUCUAUGGAGAGCCCAUUACUGCGAGUUUGGGCAUUGAUGGUUCUCACUACUGGAGCAAAAAUUGGGCAAAAGCUGCAGCUUUUGUCACAUCUCCUCCUCUGAGCCCUGAUCCUAGUACUCCUGAUUUUCUCAACUCUCUGCUUGCCUGUGGUGACCUGCAGGUCUGCGGGAGUGCACAUUGCACUUUUAAUACGGCUCAAAAAGCUGUUGGAAAAGACAAUUUUACACUCAUCCCAGAGGGGACCAAUGGAACAGAGGAGAGGAUGAGCAUCGUCUGGGACCGAGCUGUGGUUACUGGGAAAAUGGAUGAAAACCAGUUUGUUGCCGUCACCAGUACCAACGCUGCCAAGAUCUUCAACUUGUACCCCAGAAAAGGCCGCAUUGCAGUGGGAUCUGAUGCUGAUUUGGUGAUCUGGGACCCAGAUAGCAUAAGGACAGUCUCAGCCAAGACUCACAACAGUUCUGUGGAGUAUAAUAUCUUUGAAGGAAUGGAGUGCCGCGGAGGUCCUCUGGUGGUGAUUAGCCAAGGAAAGAUCGUUCUGGAAGAUGGCACUCUCCACGUCACCGAGGGAUCUGGACGGUACAUCCCCAGGAAACCAUUCCCGGACUACGUGUACAAGAGGAUCAAGGCCCGAAGCAGGCUUGCUGAGCUGCGUGGAGUUCCUCGUGGACUGUACGAUGGACCUGUCUGCGAAGUCUCUGUGACUCCAAAAGCAGUAACACCUGCCUCUUCUGCCAAGACGUCACCUGCCAAACAACCUGUGCAGCCCAUAAGAAACCUACACCAGUCUGGAUUCAGCCUGUCAGGGGCACAGGUUGAUGACAAUAUUCCUCGUCGCACUACUCAGCGCAUUGUGGCGCCUCCCGGUGGCCGUGCCAACAUCACCAGUUUAGGCUAGACCCAAACUAAAUCUCCUGCCCCAUGAUUCCGUUCAUUUUCCAAGAUGAGUUAUUUCCAAAAGAUUUACAGAUUCCUGGCUUUUUUUUUUUUUUAUCUUGGGGGCAGUGACUUUUUUUUUUCUAGGAGCAGAUACCAACAGUCUAGGAGACACGAGUAUGACAUCACUCAUACACACGUAUAUGUAUGUAUAUGUACUUCUGUACAUAUACCUGUAGGUAAGGGAUGCCUGCCGCGAGUUCAUCACAGGUAUCAGUUGGUCUGUUUGCAUGUGCGAGGGUAUAAUCGGGUUAAAAAGUGAGCCCCACAAGACCUGUCCUUCCUAGUGACCAUUCACCCCCCUCUUUAACUCGACACCCCUGGUCGUUCUUUUGUACUGACGUGAAAGGUCACCUUGUAGGAAACAUCUCAGUCUUGCCACGUUCAGUUUAUGGAUUUAGGAUUAUACAUCUCUAUGAGAAGAUAAAUCAGUGCUUAGAGUUCGUUUCCAUCAUCUACUAAACAAUCACGUAAAUACAUUUCACCUAUUGUAGUUCAAUUUAUUUUUAAUUGAUUUUAUAGUAAUCAAGGUACUUCCGUUACUUCAUCAUUACUUACCAACUAAUACGCCUCAGAAAGACCUUAAUGCAAGACUAAGGCUAGAUGACAGCAAAGACCUCCUGCCGAGAACGCCAAAUUUUGCAGUUCAUGUUGGGUGUAGGUUGUUCAGAGGGGACCUGGGUGCCGACAUUGCAGGGUAGAUGUUCCAUUCAACCAGUUUUUAACCCAUUGUGGGAUUUGUGGUUGUGUUCCUGAGUGCAGGAGAUGUUGUGCUUAUGCUAAUAAAUGUGUCUAGAAUGAAAA